UGUAGUUUAGUUUUUAUAUAUGUCGCAUUAUUGAGAUAAAUUUCUGAAUUAUGGAAUUCAACGCAGGCUACAAUUCCACAAUGAUGAUGUCAUCAACUUCUUCUGAAAAUAUAACAUUAAUUGCAUGGAAGGAUUUGGAAAAGGAGGCCUGGGAGCGAGGAAUAUUCAGUCUGUCUGAAGCAAUUGCGUUUUCAGUGGCAGUUGGACUGAUGUUCAUAUUUAGUACGAUUGCAAACAUUGUCACAAUAACUGUUAUAGCGAAGACGCCAAAGUUGAUAUCAUCACCAUUCAACAUCAUGAUCAUUAGUCUGUGUGUUUCUGAUCUGAUAUCAACUAUUUACAGUCCUUUCAUCUUGUUUUGGAAAACAUUUGGCUUGUUCGAGUAUCCACUUCCUGUGUUUUUCUGCAAGAGUACGUUUGCUGUAGAUUAUUGGACGAACUCCGUGACUAUCCAACAUAUACUAUGUUUUCUUGCGAUCAGAUUGAUUGCAAUGAAGUAUCCGCACAGGCUAAAAAGAUUUACCAUCCAAAGGGCUAAGAUGUUAGUGUGUUUUAUUUGGCUUGAAACGGCUCUGGGAAAUUUGAUAUUUGCAAUGUGGCUUCCUCAUGUGUAUCCUUCAUCUGAUUUGAGUCCUACCGGCAAAUCAUGUGCAGUUCAUCAUGCAAGAUGGAAAUACGCAAGAUUAUUUUUCUACAUCGGCCAUCCUAUAUUUUUGUUUAUACCUACAAUUCUGAUUGUAAUAUUGACAUUUUUUUUAAUUGGAGUUCUCACGAAGAGGAUGGAAAGCAUUCGGGAACGAAAAAAGAACGAUGCAAACCUGAAGAAAGAAAAUGCUGCUCUGAUUCAACUUACGCUGAUCGUACUUUCUUUCUUGAUUGGAUACUUGCCAGAUUUCGGAUAUAAAAUCUUUCUCCUAAUUUACAACGUGUUGAGAAAAAGAGUUGACGCAAGAAGUUCCUGGCUUUUCAGCAUGUUGGCCCACAUACUCCUGAGAAUUUCCGAAUGCCUGAAUCCCGUGUUCUACAAUCUAGGUUCUAGUCAAAUGAGAGAAGCUACGUUCAAAUUUCUUCGAAUUGGAGAGAACGGACCAGCAGGAGAACCAAUACCAUUAGAUGGCGUAAAAGAAAAAUCUGAACAAACACACAAAACAGCCGCUAGUUCGGUAUGACUGUGGCAUCGGAUGAUUAUAUUGAAUCUAUCUGUCGAAAAAUGGUUCGCGCAUUGGAAUGCAUCAAUAACUUGAAACCGUUUGAAUUAUUCCGAAAGUGGCCCCAUAUUGUUGGUAAAGCCUUGACUAUCCUAAUGAACAAAAAUACAAUACAAGUCUAUAUGUUUUAACAUUAUAUAAAGUUAUUUUUUAUCAUAUCUGUUGUGGCUAGUAAAAUUUCAUUUAAGCAUUUGAUGUUGUUUAGUCCUUAUUUACUUUUUCGUUGUUUAGUCCCGAUUUUUUUUUUCAUGUGUUGUUUACAUCACCUAUUGAAUAAAAACGUCAUUUGAUAAACAAUAACCCUGUUUUAAUUGGAAGUUAAAAAGUCAUUAUAAGGUAACAGGUGGAAACCAGAAAAAUUG
This is a messenger RNA of Styela clava, 1570 nucleotides long. RefSeq lists its product as uncharacterized. Gene Ontology annotation, molecular function: G protein-coupled receptor activity. NCBI's taxonomy places the organism in Eukaryota, Metazoa, Chordata, Ascidiacea, Stolidobranchia, Styelidae. Gene Ontology annotation, cellular component: plasma membrane. The record is from RefSeq and is a predicted model, not a curated record. Gene Ontology annotation, biological process: G protein-coupled receptor signaling pathway.